This is a messenger RNA of Myotis lucifugus (little brown bat), 2985 nucleotides long. RefSeq names its product coiled-coil domain-containing protein 162. Lineage: Eukaryota; Metazoa; Chordata; Mammalia; Chiroptera; Vespertilionidae. The transcript is spliced from 21 exons. The coding region runs from base 1 to 2985 and encodes 994 amino acids. The record is from RefSeq and is a predicted model, not a curated record.
AUGUCUCACUAUGCUCUUCGGGGUCAGAUCAUGGCCUACUGCAAUAGUCUGAGGGCCCUGCUGGAAGAUUUCCCUACCGUCAGGGACACCGUUUUCAUGGUGGGGCAACCGCAAGAGAAGAAGGGGUUGAGGGAUUCCAAGAAGGGCUGCAAGGAUGACCUCAGGAGUCCUCAGCCCCGGCCCCGGUGUCUGCUGUCCGCUGACGGGAAAGUCUUCCUCAACUUAUGGUUCAUACCUCAUCCUUCUGAAGUGCUGGUUAUGUUCAAAACUCUGGCAGAAAAGGCAGCAUUUAGAGCCUUAAAGCUAACGCUACAGCUGAUCGCUCCUCUCCAUGACAUUGUGGCCUACCUUUUCAGUUUCGCUAAACUUGGGAAUUUCCCAGCAUGCUUUGAAUUUCCUCUAAGUCCUAACCCUUUGAGAGGUGACUGGGGAGGAACUGAGGGCAUUGUGUCUGAGCUUCAAGGGCUGCAGAAAAUGAUUGACAGCCUCGAGAGUCCCCAAGACCCCACCCAGGUGUCCCAGGCACUCCUGCUCCGAAGGGAGGUUAUGUUUCUGCAAUUUGAUGCUGCAGUGAGGCACCUCACCCGAACGUUUCUGACAGCUGGGAAUGCUCCUGCCGCCCAGUCGGUCACAGACGGCUCGUGCCACGGGCUGCCACCGCUGAGCAACGCACUGGUGAGGAGCAUUUUUGCUUCACAGCUCAGCCUGCCCCCGCCGCUGGAUCCACAGAGCCCCCAGGCAUCUGUGCUGUUCCCUUGGAGAGCAUUUCUAGAAGAUGGAGGACCAUUUCCAGUUAUUAGUAGCAGCCCAGAUACCCUGGAAUAUAACAUGCAGCUGUGCCUCUGUAGGUUGGGUGACCAUGACCUCAAGGUGGCUCAUGGAGAGCUGGUGGACAUGCAACUGCUAAUGGAAGAUGUACUUCUGAGUAGUUAUCAUAUGAUCGCGGAGGGCCCCCCAGGACGGCAGGGCACACUAGACAAAAAUACGCAGCCAAAUUUGCCCAGAGCGUCAGGAUUCGGAAGUCAGUUCCAGAGCAGCCCAAAGGCCCCCUGGCAUCUGGGAGGCCCGUGUGAGGCAGUGGUGUCCCUUGCUUUGCUGAGAUCGUUUCUGGUGCUGUGGAAGCAGCUGGAGGUGCUGAAGGAGCAGUGGGGCCGGCUCAGGCUGGGAGGCCAGGACAUCACUUCUGUCUCUCUGCACAAACAGUUCUCGGAGCUCUACGAAACUGACAUUCUGUACCCCAGCAUGAAAGCUAUAGCCAGGAGGAUGGGGCAAGAAGAUGCAUUUGAAGAACUUAUAAUAAGUAGUCAGUCUAUUCUCCCCCCCGAAGGAGCCUCGGAAAUUGAAAUAAAGACUCAGCAGCUUCAGACACUGCUGGAAAACCUUGAAAUUCAUAUGAUCCAGGAGGUAUUAAGACAAGUUAACAGAGAGCUAGCACUGGUUGUGUCAGAAAAGUCCAAGGAGCAGCCUACUCUCCCCACAGACCUUUGGAAAUGCCAAGUCAUGAAAGAAAACUUCUCAGUUAUCAGACCACAAAUAGUUGAAAAAUUUAUGCAGAGAUUAAUGGAGAAUUACCAGGAUGGUGGACUAGAGAUCACUUUCAGGAAAGACCACCUGGAGGCCUGCCUCCUUUCCCUGGGGUGUGAUGUGAUGGCGCGGGAACGCAGCAACUUCGAGAGCUACUCCAUGUGUUACGAGCAUGUGCUGGAGCACACGAGGCUGAAGCUCAGUCAGAAGGAGCAGGAAUUAGAUGUUUUACGAAGAGGUCAGAGUCCACCUGAGGAUAAUGCUGGCCAGGUUGCGGAGCUCAGUCAUGAUAUGAUCAUGGAAAUCACUGCUCUGAGAGCCCGCCUCACGGAUUUGGAAGAGGAGAAUCUGAAUCUCGAAAAGCAAAUCAGAAAAGAAGUGCAAGAAGAAUAUGCAGAUUUAGUCAAAACCUUGUUUAUGGGUUGUUUACACAUGAAAGAGAAGUUGCAUGAGAAUCAGCUUAAUUUGAUCCAGAAAGUGUGUGAGCUCAUCAGCGAAGUGAGAACAGAAUGGAUGGAUCACAUGAAGGACCUAAAGAAAAAAUGGGGCUCUGCCAGACCUGAUGAAGGAAUGAACGAAAGCGCAGCCAAAGAGCAGCUGCGGGACUUGGAGCAGGAGAACUGCAGCCUGGCCGCCCUGGUGUGCAAAGUGAGGAGCCUGGGCCGCUGGAGGCUGGCUGUGCAGCAGGCUCGCUUCCGGGGCCAGCUGAGCAGGGCCCAGAAGGAGGCUACACAAAGUAAAAAGGAGUGUGUGAGCACCAAGCUAAUGGCAGAACAAGAAGUGGUUUUAUUUCGCCAACAGCUACUGGCCCUGAGGCAGGCCCUGGCCCGGGCUCAGGCCCACAACGUGAGGAUGUGCGAGCAGCAGGAGAGCCAGGCCCGAUUGCUGAAAGAAUUGGAACACAAAACGACCCAGGAAUCUCUCCACCGGCAGCAGCUGGAUUUACUGAAAACCUCCAGCAUGGAGAGGCUCUUGGAAGAUGUGGAGCAAAAAGAACAGCACCUGCAGCUCCUCGCUGAAGAGGCUGAGCGGGCUGCUAGACUGGGCCAGCUCCAGAGGAAGAAAACUGAGAGAGAACUCCGACAGAUGAGAAGGCAGCUUGCCCAGGAGCGCAGCGUGAAGCUGGACGCUUUCCAGCGCGUAGAAGAGCUACAAAGUCAGCUUAAUGACGCUGUGAGGUCGUCUGUCCUGAUGAGCUCACCGGGAGGCCUUAUAUGCCGGGCUCCGCACUCCCUCAGUUCUGCUUCCGCAUCAUCCAGAUACUCCCAGCAACACCUUUUAAAGACUAAUCUUAUGGGCAAUAAAAUAACAGGAAGGAUUCAGAGGCCGAAGACUGUACCUACUAAACACAAAAGAAAGAUUGACGAUGUCUUCCUACCCAAUGUGGCAGAAAAUGUUCAACUUUCAGCUUUUCAAGUUCAAACAGCUCCAUCCAGAAUCCCAUUUAGACCCGAUUGGUAA